AUGCCCAUGGGUUCGCCGACAUCCAACCUGGUUGCAGAACUAAUCCUGGAGGAACUGGAGGAGGUCGCCUACGACCACUAUGAACCUGCAUCUUGGCGCCGGUACGUGGACGACACGUUCGUUAUAACUGAAAGGAGCAGACUGGCCGACUUUCAAGACCUCCUGACCAGCAUCUUCCCAGACAUUCAGUUCACAAGGGCAGAAGAACAUGCCGAACAUCUGCCUUUCCUUGACGUUCUCAUCACACGCACACCCAACGACGAACUCAACACCACGGUGUACAGAAAGGCGACUAACACGACUCAGAUUCUCAACUUACGCAGUUACCACCCAAUGGCACAUAAACGCAGCUGUGUUAAGACACACUCCCAAAGGUUAAAAAUGCACUGCAGCGAAGGAGAGGGACGAGUACGAGAACUUCGGUAUCUCCGGGACCAACUGGCAAGGAAUGGAUACCCGAACAGAUUCGUCAGCCGCUGUGUCCGCACGCGCGCACGGAAAACAAACGGAGCAGAGCCGCCAACACUCUGGCAGCCUCUACCAUGUAUUAAGAACGUGUCCGAAGUGAUGGAACGUAUCGCUGGAGAGCUCGGCGUGGGUAUCGCUCACCGCCCGAUAGCGACCAUACGCAGCAAAAUCAGGCGAGUAAAGGAUCGCCUAGACGUGGGAGAACGAUCGGGUGUCGUCUAUCAGAUCCCAUGUCGCGACUGCCCUCUCCACUACACAGGACAGACCAGACGACAACUUAGCUCACGAACAACAGAGAACAAACGGGCGGUCCGGAGAGGCGACCCGCUGUCUCAGGUCGCCACUCACGCCCUGGAGGAAGGCCACGAAUUGAACUUCGCGAGUACGUGUAUAGUAGCGCGGGCCUACACUAAGACAGGGCAAGAACUGUUAGUGGCCUGGGUGUCUGACAUUAACUCUAUCAGCAGGCACUUUGACAUACCCCUUCUAUAACGCGCUCCGUUUCCGCGGUCAAGAGACGAAACCCGAUUUCCAGCCAACGGUGCAGGUACGCCACCGUGAGACGGCGUGGGAAUCAACUUAUCGCGAAUACCACGCUCUGCACUCAUAUCUCCCCCCCCUUCAUGGUUUGACGAUAAAAACUGAUUAUUUUAUGUCUUAAUCUCACCGUCUCUGACAAUGGCCUCUUGCACAAGACCGACAGCUCAGCCUUAUACACCUACUGUCCCAAAGACCGUGUGUUCGUCUUCUUUACAACAUGGAACACAUUUAUUUACCAGGGUUCUAGGUUUUUAUUAAUUCCUUGCGUGUUUAAAUGUUGCUCAAAAACGUGUUAUAUGCCGUAAUAAGAAAGCAACAUGAUAAAUUUGCAACAGUUUACACAAUAGUUGCUUCAGACGACAUUUUUUAGGUUAGAUAUUAAGUAAAUUGUUUGUCCACAUAAAAAAUUUCACUUCGGGAAUAGAAAUCUCAACUUGUAAACUGUAGCCAAAAUAGUUUUUUAAAAGGUCAACACAUUCAUUAAUAAGUGUGGAGCAUGCAAUACAGAAGAGUGCAAAAAGUAAGUGCAAUUCAAUACAAAAUUACGUACAGAUUGUGCGCCCGCUAAUUAUUAUAUUAUAACAAUUUGACAAAGAACAGCAAAGAAAUUCGUCACAUCCCUAAACAGUAUUGACAAACAUGUGUUAUAGUCGCAUACAAUGAACUACCUAAUUACUAAAUUUGAUCGUCUCAUUGAAUGAGUGAAGAAACAACCCAAAAUAUUGAAAAUGUAGACUGUUGAGACAAUUAAAUGGCCGAUAUCCUUUACGAAGUUCGUGAUGUAAACCACCUAUAUGGUACUUAGGGCAGUCUGAUAAUGCAAUUAACCGGUGGAGCUGCUAGGAAUAAUGGACAAUUUACGAACGCAAAUUAAGCUAUAUUCACGAGGCCGUUUUGAUUGCAGAACUACCAACUGCAAAAAAUGCUCUCGAGUCCCAAUGUAUUGAAAGCAUGUCCAAGCUUUAACACCCCGAAUGCCUAGUUAUGAAAGGCAUGGUUGGUAUUAGGAACAAAAACAACCAAUACAUGCGCAAACUGACCAUUCCCAUUAAUGUCAAAUACAAAUGUGUUUGUAAAACAGCUUCCAUUUUAGGAAAUGCAAAUGCCUAGUCAAAAGUACGAUAGUAUGGGUGUCGUGAGUGUCGCGUCUGAAAAAACGCGUCUGUUUUGUGCUCUACGGCCUACUGAUUGAAAUUCAGCAUGCACUAUAAUUUAGUUUGACAUCUUAUAUAGGUUUCGAUCACAUUUUUGAAACAUGUACAAAACAAACUCUCAUACUUAGUGCAUUAAUACAUCGCAACUCCAGUGUGUUUGAUUACGACGUUGCUAACUUAAAAUGCAUAUUGCUAAAACGAAUAUUCUCCAACAACGUACAAUUAUAUUUUCCAUCUACUUAUUAUGGUAUCAGGGAGAGUUCGAUAUUGAUACAGUUCGAUUCAAGCAUACGCCGUACAGGCUUGUUCUAAAUUUGCUCAACCAGACGUACUUCGUGUCAGAUUGCGGGAGCUGAAACACGUACACUUUCAAACACGCUGGACACACGGGAGGCUGUCUUCCUGUUUCAGAUAUGCUGUACGUAUUGGCUACAAUCCUUCAUUAAUGUAGUUUUUAACAGUUGCAAUGCAUGUGGACUUUAAUUCUAACACUCCUGUAAGGCGAUUAUACUACCUGUUAGUAACCAGACUGCGUUCUCGACUGAAAUUAUGUUAUUAUCAGGUCUGUGCGAAGUAGGAACUAUGAAAUAUACCGGGUUAUUGCACUGGGUGUUAUGUUACGUUUUAGAAAAUAUUGAACGUGGAUGGUCCUCCGGCACAAACCUAAUAAGUUUGCAAUUUAAGCUUAAGUCAAUUAAUCAAUAGCCCUCCGAGAGCUUGCUCCUCUCACCAUAAGAUUAAGGUGCGCAGAAUAUUUCGUACCCAGCAUAACUACUGUCGCAACCGUCAGUGAUGCCUGAAGCCCUGACAGCCAUGUAUUUUUGUGCAUACCAUUGGUCUUUAGUUUAAUUUUAAAAUCAAUUUCACCAAUAGCUCUUGUCGCAUGCUGCUUUCCACCUACUGCAAAAUCGGAUGCCGUAAAAUCUUUCUGAAUUUGGUUUGGUUUGUAAAUUUCCAUAUUUGGCGUCAGGGUCAUUAAAUUACUUUCAUUUCCGUAGAGAAGAACUCCCGUACGCCACGCACAUUGGUCGUUUCAGGACAUAUUGACAUGUGCCCCGCAAACCAAUAAAGCAGGCAGUGUCCCACUGCACGUAAUGUUUAAUGAAAUUCUCAAAGGUGCUUUUGAUUUGGAAGAAGAAAUUAAGUCUGUUUGCACUGCUGCAUAUCCUUCAGCAUUACAAACUGUUUCGCCGUUCACUUUUUUCGACCAUUGACAAAACGCAUUAGGAAAAUUAACUAUAUACCUGGAUAGUAUGCGUUAUUUACACAGAGUUCUUAAGAUAUUGUUUCGAUGAAACAUUGGUAAUGUUUAGGCGCAAUAUCUCUAGAAUUCUUCGCUCUCUUGAACUUUUCGCAAAUAGGAACCAGUCAAGGUGGCAUUGUGUGUCCUGCUAUCCUAUUUGACUCUAGCCUUUUUAUUCAUAUGCCUCUUUUUCCGACCCCCAUCUAAGAUUCUACUGGGUAUUCAACCUAAGUGAGUUGCGUCCCCUUACCAAAACAAUGCCUCGUAUCCUACUAAAUCAAAAUCUACCAACUCAUCUAAAUACCAACUGGUACGUGAAGUGCAAGUGUCAACAUCAGUCGGGUAUUCAGCGUCAAUCACAUUCCUAUUGGCAUAACUAGAUUCAAGAAAGCAAUUAUUAAGCUAGAGUUGUAUGAAUUCCAUAUUAACGUAGGCAGUUACCUAUAGUAUGAGAAGAACGCCAUCAAUUGAUUACCGACUUCCGUAUUUACAGGUAAAUGACAUUCGUUAUUUCGCUAAGCAAUAUGCCGGGUUUCUUUUAUGUAAAACAUCAACGAAUACCUCAGUGAAAACGAAUUCCGACAGGCCUUGGGAUAUUCUUAAAUGUAAAUGCAUGAGGCUUUUAUUUGACCUUUUGCGUAAAAUACAAAUGCACUCAAUUGUUCCCUUACUGCAGGAAGUUUGUAAUUGAAUGCUGUCGAUAUAUGCAAAUAGCACUAUGUGAUUAGAUCCGUAGACUAAUAUGGUUGCAAUGGCAGUGUUUACUAUACAUGAACAGUAUAUGCCACUUAGCUGACUAAAAGGCAAGCAUUUAGUCAAUCCGUAUUUUACUGGAAUUUCUAGUAGAUUUAAAAGUAUGUGUUCUCCUCUGUCCUCUGUUCGCGCGGUUUGAUUAAAAAACCCACAUUCUCCUUCUCUGCGACUACGUAGUAGGCCGUCCGUUUAUGAUAGGAUACAACAAUGCUUUGAUGGAGUUCGUCGCAUUACGCAAUGAAUUGCAUUAUUCAUCUGCAUUAUUCCAUUAAAAUAUGCUUUUAUUCUAUAUUGACAUCUUGCGUUGCUUUUCGUUUAGAGUCCUCUCAGUCGCCGCAAUAA
Molecule: messenger RNA, 4500 nt
Organism: Spirometra erinaceieuropaei
Lineage: Eukaryota; Metazoa; Platyhelminthes; Cestoda; Diphyllobothriidea; Diphyllobothriidae
Source: the annotation of a GenBank genome assembly